AUGGCUACUGUGUUGGGAACAUACAUGUAUCCUCAGAUCAGCUAUACAGCAACUAUAGCCUCUCUGAAUAACCGUCUUCUGUAUCCAUCAUUCUUCCGCACCAUUCCUAGUGACAACAGACAGGCUAAGACCCUAGCUGCACUGGUUGCCUAUAUGGGGUGGAACUGGGUUGGCCUACUGUCUCUGAAUGAUGACUAUGGAAUCGUAUGUUCUCAAGUUCUCAAAGAUGAACUACAAAAACUGAGAGUGUGCAUUGCAUAUCAUGAAACAUUUGGACCAACCACCUCCAUUUGGAAAUUGAAUUACAUUGCGGAUUUGGUCAUUCAGUCAUCAGUUAAGGUUGUUAUAAUAAUUUCCAGGGAUCCUUUUGUCCAUCCUUUAAUGGACCAUCUAUUAGAGAGAGACCACACGAAACGCAUAUGGCUUGGUACCGAAGGAUGGUCUCGUUCACCCUUGGUUGCCUCCAAGAGGUUUAGUAAAAUGAUGCUGGGGACUCUUGCACUGUGUUUGCACGAGAUGGGUAUUCCAGGGUUAAAGGAAUAUCAACUUGCUCUCCGACCUUCAACCUCACUUCCUAAGGACAUCUUCAUUGAAGAAUUCUGGGAAGGGGUCCAUGGGUGUCGGUGGUCAAACAAAAGCAAUGCUGAAGAAAACGGCACAUUGUGGUGCACAGGGGAAGAGAAGCUGACCAGAUUUAGGGGCAGGGAAUAUGAGUUCAAUGAAUUUGACUUUAGUACCCACUAUCUGGUGUAUAAUGCAGUGUAUGCUCUGGCUAAUGCCCUACAUGAACUCAUUUUCUGUUCAUCCAAUCAAGAUCAACACGGAACAUGUGAACAUCUAAAAGACAUAGCCCCUUGGCAGAUUGUCAACUCCAUAAAAAAUCUGCAUUUUAAGAAUCCAAUGGGAGAAGAAAUAUAUUUCGAUUCUACUGGAAACCCACCAACAGUCUAUGACGUGAUAAACUGGCACAGGAACCCAGAUGGGUCCAUCGAGUUUGUGAAGGUUGGGCGCUACAAUCUACGUGAAUUUCAAGAGAAUGAGCUGGUCAUCAAUGCCACUAGAAUUACGUGGAUCACUGGAGAACAAGAGAUCCCUUACUGUGCGUGCUCUGAAAGUUGUGCUCCAGGAUUUCGAAAGGCGACUCAAAAUGGACAACCAAUGUGCUGCUUUGACUGCGUUCCAUGUUCAGAAGGGGAAAUAUCUGAUCACAUAGAUUCUAGCAACUGUUCUCCAUGUCGAGAUGAACUGUGGCCAAACGAAAAUAACACUCUAUGUAUUCCGAAAGUUGUUGAGUUUUUGUCCUACUGGGAACCACUUGGAAUUACUUUGACCACAACGGUUGUCACGUGUUCAUUCAUCACUGUCAGCAUAUUGUGCGUGUUCAUCAAAUACAAAAACACGGCCAUAGUCAAAGCCAACAAUCGAGACCUCACCUAUCUCCUCCUCACUUGUCUGUCAUCGAGCUUCUUGUGCUCACUACUUUUUAUAGGAGAACCUCAAAAACUCACUUGUCGCUUCCGCCAAGGAGCAUUUGGUGUCAUCUUUGUUCUUAGUGUUUCAUGUGUUAUGGCCAAGACUAUCAUGGUGGUCAUUGCUUUUAGAGCUACCAAACCAGGAAGCAACAUGAGGACAUGGAUGGGACCUAAAGUCCCAGCUUCAGCCAUUUCUCUCUGCACUUCCAUCCAGCUUUCCAUCUGUGUAUACUGGAUGCUCCAAUGCCCUUCAUUCCCUGAAAGAAAUAUCAAGAUCAAAACUGGGGUCAUCAUCUUCCAAUGCAAUGAAUGUUCAGAUACCCUUCUAUGGUGCAUGCUGGGAUACAUGGCGUUUCUGGCAUGCGUCAGCUUUCUCAUGGCAUUUUUGGCCCGGAAGUUACCAGACAGCUUUAAUGAGGCCAAGUGGAUCACGUUCUCCAUGUUGAUCUUCUUGAGUGUCUGGAUCUCCUUUGUCCCAGCCUAUCUCAGCACUCAAGGCAAGUUUAUGGUGGCCGUUGAAGUUUUUGGCAUUUUAGCAUCCAGUGCCGGGAUUGUAGGUUGUAUAUUUGUGCCCAAAUGCUAUAUUAUAUUAUUAAGGCCGGACCUGAACACCCGACAGAACCUACUGGGUAAGGAUUUCGGAUCAGUCUCAUACAUCGUCCAUCGUCCUCCACCAUCUACAAUGAGGCUUUCCAUCCUGAUCUUCUUUUUCUUCCAUGGGACUUGUUGGACCAUAGCCCAUUAUUGUCUUUACCAACCAAAAACCGUCGAUGUGAAGGAAGGCGAUUCAGUCACCAUCCCGUGUACAUACACCUAUCCUGAGUAUAUCAAAGAGAAGCCACAGAUACUUUGGGGAGUGAGUGAUGGUGAAGACUGUUAUAAUAUCACGAAAUACAUCACAGAUAAUUCUGGGAAUAUACUAGAUGAGUAUAAAGAGCGGAUCUCUAGAGUAACCCAUCCUGAUAACUGGACAGAGUCUCUCAUAAUCCGAGGACUGAAAUAUACAGAUGGAGACACGAUCUGCUGUACAGCAACUGUAUCUUCACGUGGUCGUAAACCAUACACCUGGUCUGACUAUGGGACGUCUCUCAUUUUUGAAGGUAAAAAAUAA
Messenger RNA from Hyla sarda, 2583 nucleotides. Its product is annotated as extracellular calcium-sensing receptor-like. Gene Ontology annotation, molecular function: G protein-coupled receptor activity. The transcript has 7 exons. Gene Ontology annotation, biological process: G protein-coupled receptor signaling pathway. Lineage: Eukaryota; Metazoa; Chordata; Amphibia; Anura; Hylidae. Gene Ontology annotation, cellular component: membrane. The record is from RefSeq and is a predicted model, not a curated record. The coding region runs from base 1 to 2583 and encodes 860 amino acids.